AUGAGGUGCAACCCGUGGAAACGGACCCACAAACAAGGUGACCCCAUAGCACCCAACCUUCUCCACCCACCCUCCCUGUUGUCACUAUGGGAAACCUGGGCUCCACUGUUGGGGUGGCCACAGCCUGGGGAAGACACGGAGCUCCCUACUUCCUUCCACUUCUCAGGGCACAAUCCAAACAGCCACGUGGCAUCCUUAUGUGCCCUGCUAUAUUACACAAAGAAAGCCUGUAAGUGGCCUUCAUCUCUGCCAUCAAGACUGUGGUCCUCAGCUAAGCCACUCACACCCCCUCUUCUUUCUCCAGGCGCGUCGUCCACAUCGCACAGCCGUGUGCCAGCUGAACCCAGGACAGGCGUGGUUCUUCGUUCUCAUAAGUGUCGGCUCUGCAAGCUUGUGGGAGAGCUUGGAGGAGAGGCACCAGAAGGGGGCUUCAAGAUAGCUCUGAUCGGUGUGAGACAGGGGGAUGCUGCCUCUCCCUCCUCUCCUCCGACUUUGCCCACCCAAAGGGAGGUGUCUGCUGCUGGGCCAUCCAGCAGUGCUCAGGUCCUUCCAACUACUUGCUCUGUCACUCACCACAGCUGCCCUGCAGGGAGUGAAUCCCAUGGUAGGGCAGAUGCCUCUCAGGAGGAAGCAAGCCCUGAGGCCCUACUCGAGCAAGCACUAGAUGUGAAAAGAUGUGAGUUGAUGCAGUUCCUCCUCCAUAAAUAUCGGAUGAAGGAGCUGUUCACCAGGGCUGAAAUGCUGUCUUAUGUCAUCAGAGAGCACAAAGGGCAUUUCCGUGAGAUCUUCGGUAAGGUGUUGAAUUGCCUACAGGUGGCCCUUGGCAUUGAUUUGAGGGUAGUAGACCCCAUUCAGCACUGCUAUGUGCUUGAAACAGCCCUGGGCCUCACCUAUGAUGGGAUGCAGGAUCACGAUCAGAGCAUGCCCAAGACGAGCUUCCUGAUCAUGGUCCUGGGCCUGAUCUUCUCGAAAGGCAACUGUGCCCCUGAGGAGGAGUUGUGGGAAUCUCUGAGUGUGAUGGAUGUGUAUGAUGGUAGAGAGCACCACCUCUAUGGGGAGCCCCGGAAGCUCCUCACGGAGGAGUGGGUGCGGGAAGGGUACGUUGAGUACCGGCUGGUGCCCCACAGUGAUCCUGCUCGCUACAAGUUCCUGUGGGGUCCCAGGGCCCAUGCUGAAACCACCAAGAUGAGAGUGCUGCAGCAUUUGGCCAAGUUCAAUCAGGUGGAUCCCAGAUCCUUCUCAUCUCUGUAUGACGAAGCUUUGAGAGAUGAGAAUGAGAGGGCCCAGGCAGGGGAGGCCUCUCAGGCAGGUGGGGAUGCCAGGGGCUGAGUUAGGCUCUC
Ochotona princeps (American pika) is the source of this 1340-nucleotide messenger RNA. Its product is annotated as melanoma-associated antigen 1-like. Bases 1 to 1329 code for a protein of 442 amino acids. The record is from RefSeq and is a predicted model, not a curated record. Lineage: Eukaryota; Metazoa; Chordata; Mammalia; Lagomorpha; Ochotonidae. Gene Ontology annotation, biological process: negative regulation of transcription by RNA polymerase II. The transcript has a single exon. Gene Ontology annotation, cellular component: nucleus.